UGUGAGAAAGUGCCGUUCAGAUUCACAAAGCUGCUCUGGGACGCGGGGUGCGGGAUACCUAUGACACGUGAAACGAUCUGCAGCUUUUCCAAUGGCGAGCAGAGGCAGCUUCAGCAGUUCGGAGUUCUCAGAGGAGGAACUGGAGGUGAGUCUUCAAGAACCAGAGGAGCUGGACAGCAGCCCCAGCUGUAGUUACCCCAGCAGCAACCAAAGCGAGCCAGAGGAGCGCCCGUCCAAGAAGCGCAACAGGCCGGUGCGCUCAAAAGCCCGCAGGGUGGCGGCCAACGUGAGAGAGAGGAAACGCAUCUUGGAUUAUAACCAGGCCUUCAACGCGCUCCGGUUGGCGUUACAACACGACCUCAGCGGAAAACGGCUGUCCAAGAUCGCCACGCUCCAGAGAGCCAUCAAUCGAAUCUCCGCUUUAUCCAUCUACCUCACCAACAACCCACCAGUUGAUGUGAUGAAACCCUGCGACCCCCUCGAGUGUCAGCCCAGCGGCCUGUGGUCGGGGACGGAACCUUCUCCCCCUUUCCGACUGGAAACCCAGAACUUCCUCUCCUGGCACCAGCCACUCGCCCAUCAUAUCCAAACCCCCCUGCACAGGCUGUCUUCAGAACAACAUGUUUUCAUGGACACUCAAAGACAUACCGGCCCUGCUUGUCCUCCGUCCCCUCACUACCCCUGUUUCUCUCCUGAUGGCCAGCUGUACCCGAACGGACACUGCCGGACCCCUCCUAGCGAUACGGUAAGCCCGCCCAGGUAUGGGAGACUGAGUGACGCUGGGGGUUAUCAGGCGGGAAUUUGGGGCUCUUGUGGCCCCAGUUAUGUGGACAGUUUUGGGGAACCACUUCAGACGCUCCCAGUGCCCUGGCAGAUGAGUUACCUGCAGGACGCCGGGCCUCAGAACUGUCAGAACACACUCUGAUGGACGCACACAUACAGUAAACGAGAUCCCCAGGAAAUGACUCAAACCCAUCACAGACUGAAGCACUUGGACAUCACUGCAAACAUUCUGCAAAACUCUCUGCUAGGAGAUGGAAAAACACUGUAUUUGUAGAUAUUGUGAAUGUAAUUUGUAAUAAAUAAAGAGGACCAAAUAUAUUAGAAUGAA
This is a messenger RNA of Triplophysa dalaica, 1111 nucleotides long. RefSeq names its product basic helix-loop-helix family, member a9 (gene bhlha9). The record is from RefSeq and is a predicted model, not a curated record. The transcript has a single exon. Gene Ontology annotation, biological process: developmental process; regulation of transcription by RNA polymerase II. The coding region runs from base 92 to 925 and encodes 277 amino acids. Lineage: Eukaryota; Metazoa; Chordata; Actinopteri; Cypriniformes; Nemacheilidae. Gene Ontology annotation, molecular function: protein dimerization activity; RNA polymerase II transcription regulatory region sequence-specific DNA binding; DNA-binding transcription factor activity, RNA polymerase II-specific.